Molecule: messenger RNA, 159 nt
Organism: Aspergillus costaricaensis CBS 115574
Lineage: Eukaryota; Fungi; Ascomycota; Eurotiomycetes; Eurotiales; Aspergillaceae
Exons: 2
Coding region: 1-159 (52 amino acids)
Source: RefSeq, a predicted model, not a curated record
AUGUCAUCUCCUGCGAACACCACCAAUGCUUCUGAUGCCGACGAGGCUACCUCCAAUAACAAUGAGACUACUGAGCCCCUCAGCGUGACCUUUGCAGGCCCUCCCACUCAAUAUCGGAAGGGACGAUCUUCUCGACCUCAUGCCAUUGACAUUGGCUGA